CAGGGCCAGUCAGGCAAGUGUCUCUAAAUGAUCAUAUUUAUAGUACUGAGGGAUAAAACAUCAAAGGUCGGAGCCGGGACUGUGCGAGUCGAGGUGGGAGUAUGGCAGACAAGGGGACAGAAAAGCCAGCCACAGAUUGAGAGCCCUAUAUCCUUGAAGUGAAGAUACAGCCCAGCUGUACAUGAACUUUACUGGACUGUCUACAGAUAAAUUGCAUCAUUACACAGACAACAUCCAACAGAUUAAAGUAUCCCAGCAAUAAACAGAUAUUGUUCAGCGUAAAUAUUUUACUGUAGAGAUGGCAGUGUGUACAUUGUUCAGGUGAGCAUGGAUACACAUAGUCUCAGGGUAUGUAUACCACAGUACCUAUGUUUGUACAGCCUGUGGAGAGAGAGCGAGACUGAUGCUGACCUCACCCCAGGGCUGUUUAUGUAAGCCCCAGCACUACUGUCAAAUCACUGCUCAUCCACAGGUAGCAGCAGCCUCCACUAAUUCCUUGGAAUACACUCAACAAAAAAAAGACUGGUACAAACACAUUGGGCUAGGUGAUGUAUUGGCAGGCUUGGGUGUUAAUUCGAUAGAGAGCCCUCAUGUUCCUGUAGUGUGGAUCCCUUGGAUUUAUUUCUACCAUAGGAAAACAAAAAUGCUGGAUCCAAAUUUGUAUUUGUUGUAAAUAGGAAUAUAUGUGUGUAUUUCUGUAAAAGAAAAUAAACAAGGAGUGAUAUUAUUUCUCAAAGAGAAUUGGUUACACUGCGAAUACCAGGAAUAUUUAUUGCUAGCUGGAAUUUACAAAUGUGUACCAUGUGGUUCACAUAUAUGUGAAAGUGAUAGUGUUUUAUUAUUCAUAAAGAAAUUUGUGUGAGUUGUUUCUGUGGAGCCAGUUAUCAGUGUGUAAGUGCAGGGCUACUGAGGAUGCGGGAUACAGUUUCUAGUGUGUAUUUGUGUUUCCUUGUGAUCUGUGUAGGGGCUGUCUGGGUCCCAGGGAGUUCUGGCCACCCCCAGCCGUCCCUGCUAACUGAUCAACAGAGUGAUAAUGACUACACUCAAUCAGUCUUAUUACAGAAACUGACUGCCACAGAGAGGGUUAGUCAUCCAGAACGCAGCAGUGAUUCUGAUCUAGGUGUUUACACAGAUAAGGAAGUGGAUAGUCCUUCCGUUUUCCACCGGUCAAAACACACGCUCUUCCAUGCAAGUUUACAGAGCAGAGAGCCACCACAAAUUAAAACUUCACAAACUUCCUCCAAGUUUUACAACAGUUUGAAACUGAGUGGAGCAGAGGGUGACUUGGCCAAGUCUGAGGCCUUGAGUCAGGAGGUAGGUGACCGUGAGCGACAUAAGGACAAGUCUAUGUCUAAGAUGGUUGUGACCAUCGUAAGUACUGUAACCGCACUCGUCAGUAUGUCGUUGCUGGUUGCUAUAUUUCAAUGUUGUUGUCGUCGUAAAAAACGCCGAUCAAGCGAUGCAAAGGCAUCAGAGGAUACCGUAAAGACACUUGUUAGCAAUGAAGAUGGAAGGCAGAGUGGGGAGGAAGUAAAACCUCUUAAUGAAGAGGAAGACAAACAGAAAGAGGAACCUGGUCUUGAUUCAGAUGCCACAAACAAACCUGUGGUAUUGAGGAGACAAGACAGGGAACCCUCUGAAGAAAAGGAUGUAUCUGUCAAGAACAGAAUAAAGGCUUUCGAGGAAAAGCCCACUAGCCCCUCCGACGUCAGAGGUCAAGUGACAAAGAAAAGACCAGAAAGCGAUGCCUUCAAAGUGUUUGAAAACAAGGGAAUUCUUAUUGGUAUGGGCAGAACUCCUAAGCCUAAAGUGACCAUUGAGGAAAGCGAUGGGGAGGAAUUGGAUCAAGAGAGAAAUGACGAAUCACCAUCCUCAACAAAAACAUCCCCUGCAGUGAGCCCCAAACCUGCCAAGUCACCUGCAGUGAGCCCCAAGCCCAGUAAAGAUCGCCUGUACCCAGACAAUCCAGAUGUAGUCAUCGCUAGUGAAGAUGAGGACGAUGAGUUUGCUGUCAUCAAACGUGAAAGUGAUGUCCUUAAAUCAUUUACGAAAGCCUCAGCACCCAAGACACGAAACAGGACUUCACAGGCUGUAGGGGGACGUAGGGCCAGGGCAACAAAUAGCCCGGCCCCUAAACCUGUCAGUACGAUUGAAGAAAAGACGGAGGAAAAAGGGGUAACAAGUCCACUUCUGAAUUCUAAGGAAAGUGAUGAUUCUAAAACCCGGGAGGAGAAACAGAAGUUACUGGAAUCUGUGAUAGAUAAAUCAGUGGUAAAAAGUGGUACUAAGGAGUUUGUGACUUCCAAUACAACCAAAAACAAUCCUUCCUCAGACUCUUGUCCUGUGUCACAGUCCAAUAUAGACACUUCAGGCAAUAUAUUCUUACAAAUUGACCCCACAGCCAAACGGAGAUCAACAGGAUCAACGCCAGUCCACAGUCCUGAAAAGGACGUCCCAACUACAGAGCGACCGAAGAGCACUCAUGAGGUCAUAAAAGGCAGUCCCAGGCCUAGCCCUAAACCUAGUCCCAAACCGAUCCGGGACGACCAACUCAUGAAGGCUUUAUCAGAAAGACUCAAGAAACAGUCCCCUGACAAAGAGAAGGCUGACGAUUUGUGACAGGAAGUUUAAUUGAAAGAG
Mizuhopecten yessoensis (Yesso scallop) is the source of this 2640-nucleotide messenger RNA. Its product is annotated as phosphatase and actin regulator 2-like. The coding region runs from base 913 to 2619 and encodes 568 amino acids. Lineage: Eukaryota; Metazoa; Mollusca; Bivalvia; Pectinida; Pectinidae. The record is from RefSeq and is a predicted model, not a curated record. The transcript has 11 exons.